Molecule: messenger RNA, 10222 nt
Organism: Danio aesculapii
Lineage: Eukaryota; Metazoa; Chordata; Actinopteri; Cypriniformes; Danionidae
Gene: nfat5b
Product: nuclear factor of activated T cells 5b
Exons: 13
Coding region: 205-3987 (1260 amino acids)
Biological process (GO): regulation of transcription by RNA polymerase II; cytokine production; calcineurin-NFAT signaling cascade
Cellular component (GO): transcription regulator complex
Molecular function (GO): DNA-binding transcription factor activity, RNA polymerase II-specific; RNA polymerase II cis-regulatory region sequence-specific DNA binding; transcription factor binding
Source: RefSeq, a predicted model, not a curated record
ACUGUAUACACACACACACACGCAUUACGAAGAGCGCCGAACGACACACACUUUAUUUAUGAUUCUCAGAAGUGUCACUGCCUGCCUUUUCUAUACAUGGCUUUUGUUUUGCUAUGUUUUUCGAGCUAAACGAUGGCAGUUUGUUAGGAGCUGCGGUUGAAGAAAAAAAUCUGUCAUUUUUCUUGACGGGUCGGAGGCACUGCGAUGCCCUCUGAUUUCACAUCGCUUUUUAGCGCGGAUAUCGACCUCGAUUCGCCCAAGUCACUCUACUCCAAAGAGUCAGUAUAUGAUCUUCUCCCGAAAGAGCUGCAGCUGCCAACGUCUGGAGUGCAGAGCGCAGCCGCUAUGAGUCAGAAAAGUGGAGGAGAGGCUGGACCGCCGCCGGCAGCAGCUCUCGCCGCAGAUGCCUCGUCCGCCUCUUCUGCUAUGAGCUCUGGAAGUCCGCGGAGUGCUUUUCCCACCUCAGCAUCAGAACGAAGCACCGCACACGACAGCGGCUCAUCAGGAGAUGUCAGCAGUCGAAGGAAAUCGGAGGCUGUGGAAAACAAGCCCUCUGGCCGAGAUAAAGGUGUCCAGCAGACCCAGAUGACCCCCUCCAAACGGCCUGUCCUCAACAUCUCGCCUCCACCCGAGGACCUGUUCGAUGACAGCCACAUGUCCUGCCAGGAUGAGCUGCUUCUCGACUCGGAGCAGAGCAGCAGCAUCUGGAUUGAGAACUCAGUGUCUAACUUCAGCAUUGUGAGCUCCAGCUCCUACAACGACAACACUGAAGUGCCCCGCAAGGCCCGCAAAUGUACCCCGCGACAGAAGCCCGGACCGAAGCCAGUUUCUGCUGAGGAGGCCAGCAUGGAUGUCUUUGAUGCGGACAGUGCCAAAGGUCCACACUUUGUGCUUUCACAACUCGGCCCAGACAGCAAGACCUCUUCGAAAGCAAGCCCUGAUGGACCACAAGUAUUGGCUCUCAAAGGUGGGGUACUGUCUUGUCAGUAUCCUCAGAAAAGUGAAGGGAAAGAACUGAAGAUUGUGGUGCAGCCUGAGACUCAGCACAGAGCGCGUUACCUGACUGAAGGCAGCCGAGGGUCGGUCAAAGACCAAACACAGCAGGGGUUUCCUACUAUCAAGCUUGAGGGUGUGAAGGAGUCAGUGGUCAUGCAGAUCUUUGUGGGCAAUGAUGCCGGACGUGUGAAGCCUCACGGGUUCUACCAGGCUUGCAGAGUCACUGGCCGAAACACAACCGCUUGCAGGGAAGUGGACAUCGAAGGCACAACAGUCAUCGAAGUGCCAAUGGAUCCCAGCAGCAACAUGACUCUGCCUGUGGACUGUGUGGGGAUCCUGAAGCUCAGGAAUGCCGAUGUGGAGGCCCGUAUCGGGGUGGCCGGGUCUAAGAAGAAGAGCACCCGUGCCAGACUGGUGUUUCGAGUCAACAUCCCACGCCCCGAUGGCUCUGCGCUCACGUUACAGACCUCGUCGUCUCCCAUACUGUGCACCCAGCCUGCAGGAGUACCUGAGAUUCUCAAGAAGAGUUUACACAGCUGUUCGGUUAAAGGGGGGAAUGAAGUCUUUAUUAUUGGAAAAAACUUUCUCAAAGGAACCAAGGUCAUAUUUCAGGAGAACGCUUCAGCAGAUGAUAAGUCCUGGAAGGCAGAGGCUGACAUUGACAUGGAGUUUUUCCAUCAGAAUCAUCUUAUUGUCAAAGUCCCUCCAUAUCAAAAUCCAGAUAUCACAUCUCCUGUAUCUGUUGGUAUCUAUGUUGUCACGAAUGCUGGACGUUCACAUGAUGUUCAACAAUUUACAUACACUCCAGAGCCAGCGGUCGAUUCUUCUGUAAAAAAGGAAGACUUGCCUCCAGUGACACCUUGUUGUUUUGAACAAAUUAAAGUAAUUGAGACUGCCGUGAUGACACCAGGCUUACCUCUUGUUAAACGAGAAGAGGCCACCCCGAUGGAGGUCACCAGUAACCCCUCGGCCUUCAAGCAGACCUCUGAAGUCAUCAAUUCAGCCCAGCAAGCCUUAGACAUGAGUACUGAGAUCUCCACCAAUAACUGCAAAUUUUCCAGUCCAUUGGCACACCCAACAAGAGAACAAGAUCAAUCUCAGAAUUCAGUCUUUUCCAACAAAGAACCUUUCAGCACCAUCCAGGAACAGAAUCUAGCAUCCAGUGGCUCUUUCCAUGUGCCUAAUAAAUCUCUUCUCCAGCAAGGAGUUCAGCCAUUCCUCCUGGAACACAGAGACAGUCUUGGACAGGAGAUGCCAGGCAGCAGUGGCAGUUCAGUAGUGGGUCUUUCCCAAUUAGAUGACAAUCCGCAGCAACAGCUCUCUCUUCUACCCCCAGAUGAGGUGGCCCAACUGGAGCAGGCCGUGCGGCAGCUGCAAGCGAAAGGAUACUGCGGCAUACAACUCCAGAGUGAGAAUUCACUGUCUAAGCAAAGACAACAUCAGCUUCAACAGCAGCAACAGCAAAUCCAACAACAGCAGCAUCAAAUCCACCAACAACAGCAGCAAAUUCAGCAACAGCAGCAGCACAUCCAGCAUCAAGAGCAGCAAAUCCAGCUGCAGCAACAUCAGCACCAUCAGCAGCAAGCUCUGGAGAACCUUCAACAUCAGCUCUUUCAGCCCCAGGUUCAAAUUCACUGUAGUUCAGAGCAGCAGAGCUCCUCCCAGGGUAUGGUGCAGAAUGGAAGUUCCCUUUUCCAGCCCACCCCAUCCCAACAACAACAGCAGCAGCAGCAGCAGGCAACCUUGUUCCAACAAGGAGCUGGGUUUCUUCAGCAGCAACCCAGUCAUUCCUCUCCUUCCAUGUUCCACAACACUACAGCCAUGACAGAAGCUCAAAGCCCUCAGGAGUCUCUUUUCCACACACAGAAGACCUCUCCCAACCAGGAUCAGGUCCAGGCUUCCAUUUUCCAAAGCAAUCUCUCGGUUCUCAGUGGGUCCAACAUGUCUUCAGAAGCUCAGCCCUCUGCAGCUAGUAUGUUUCUUUCCCAGAAUCCUGUACCAGCUCAACUUACUGUCAACGCCAACCAGCCCCAGCAACUGACGUUCCUCACUUCCAUGCAGACAUCUCUCGAGGCGCCAUCGGUAUUUCAGACUCCAACCCAACUGUCCCCCAUUCAGCAAGGCACUCCGAUGGACCAGCAGCAGUCCCCACAGCAUGCCCAACCUGGUUCCUUGUUUCAGAGCAUCUCCCAAUCACCAAGCAAACUCACCCCUGGUCAGCAGCAGCAGGCUGGUCUACUCCUUGGAUCCUUAAACUCUUCAAUCACACAAGAGCAAUCCUCCAAUCUGUUAUUCAGUGGCCAAGUACAGAUAGGAUCAAUGAACAAUAGCAGCCUUGCUUCAUCAGAGCAACAGAACACUCCCCUUCCCUUCGCUCAGGCUGGUCUGGUCACCGUGAGGCAGCAGAAGGCAUCUGAACCAAUGACAUUUCAGGAUCAGACGGCAAUGGUGGUCAACCUGUCAUCAAAUAAGCCCAUCUUCCAAGACCAGCAGCCAAUGCAGUUGGCACCAAGUUCUGGUCCAGGCUCUUCACAGUCUGUAAAUCUCUUCAUGGCACAGUCCAACAUGCAAGGGGGAAUGACUACACAAGAAGCCCUUUUUGCACCACAGGGUGAUGUAGGCGGCAUUCAGACAAGCACUUCCUCUCCAGUGCAACAGCCUGGUCAACUCUUUCAGACCACAAUGAGUGGGAGUCUUAACCAGCCCAACCAGGAUCAGCAGACAGACCUGUUCCUCUUUGAGAUCCAGAAUGAGUGCCGUCAACUCAUGAACAGCCAAGGAUCUACACUGUCUAAUCAAAUAAUUACCAUCAGUCAGUCUGGACAGAGUCAGCAAGAGAGCGAUGGGCAAAUCCAGUCUUUACUCGGGCAGGCUAUGCCAGACCCUGGAGCUGUCCAGAGCACCUUGACAACCUCUCAGAACAUGGAGAAAAUUGAUGACCUUCUGGUGAGCCUUCAGGAGCAAGGCAAUAACAUCUCCCAUUCCUACUAGGGCCUUCAAGGAGUAGCUGCCUGAUAUUUCCAUUCCAUACUUGACUAUAGUAGGGAUGUCAAUAGUACCGACUUUGGUACUAAUCUGUACUGAAAUUUACCAGCAUAUUUCCCUUUGCAUUUUCAGUGCUGCAAAGUGGAUCCAUGAACACCAAUGAUUUUUUGUUGUUUAUGCGCUCAACACAUAUGAAUGACUACAAUGAUCAUCGCUUGAUGCUCUUCACCAUGCUUUUAAGCCAUGUUCACACUACCAGUGAACAAAGCAACAUGAUCUCAUUGGUUUUAAGUAAGAGCUAGCGAUUUCCACCCAUUUUUGGCUAUAUAAUUGACAGCAACUGUUGGUGACCAGAUGUGGGUGUGUCCAGCAACACAGCAAAGUUGAGAAUACUUCACGUUAAUGCAAAUGAACACAACACACACCAAAAGAUCUUAAACAAGACUCCCGAACCACUAAACUCUUUCGAGACAUGAGAAAAAGCAUGGUGGACAAUUAUAUAAGUAAACGAAUAAUCAUUCAGGCUGUUGCCACAAAUUGACAAGCUAAUCCUCCAUCUCAUGUGUCCAAAUCAAUUUCACUUUGAGCUGUGCCAUCACUGUUCUUUGACGUUCUACUAGGCAGAUUAAGUCACUCUUAACACACCUCACAUCACAGGAAAGUCUGAUAAGAUAAUCUUUAGAACUACUAAGAUAAUUGGGAUAUUCCUAGGAUUGUUGGAAGAGGAGAAAUUGACUCAAAAUCAGCCAAGAUUAUCUUGUGGUGUGGGCCCAGCAUAAGCAACUCUGCGGAACAUCCAUUGGCGACUUAAAUUGCCAAAAUUACUUAAAAUGUCACUGGCAGUGUGAACCUGGCUUUACAUGGCUUUCAAACGUCGAAGUGUCUGUGUUUCUCUGUAAGUGCUCAAUGAAACCUGUCAAGCAAUGGUCAUUGCAGCCAAUCACAGUCAUAUCUGUGAACACAAUGGUCAAUCAGCUCUCUUUAACAGUGCUGAAAUGUAAGCAGAAAAUGGAAAUUUUUUGGAUUUCAGUACGAAUUUGUACUGAAGUUGGUACUUUAGAAAUCCCUUGAUUAUAAAUAUUUCUUGCAGACAUAUUGGAUUUUUGGGUAUGCUCUAUUUUUAAUAUGUUGGAUAUAGGAGAAAUUUAUCUUAUACCCCUUAUGGAGCAACACUAAGUUGUCACAUGUACAAAGAGAACGCAUAUUUGCCUGUUGACAAAUUUGGCAAAAUCUCUUGAAGAAUCACAACUAAAUCCAUUGGAUACAAAUUCUGAACCGCAAUUUGUUUGCACGAAUGCAGAACCCAAAGGAAAACCCCAAAAAGUGCAUGAACUAGUGGUUCUGCAACCCCAUCAUGAAUAAAGCAGGCACUUAAUAUAUUGAAGUACCUUUAAAGGACCUGUAAAUCUGAGGCAUGCAGUCCAAGGACUUAAAAUGUUGCCUUGAGUAUAUCUAAAUUGACAAAGAGAGCUUUUUGAGAAGAUCAGGACACAUGGGAUGACCGCAGUUGUGCCUGAACAUGAUCUGCAGACACCACACUUUCUCACCGAGCCUUGGGUAACUUUGUGAGGUCUAUUUUUAGCAACAUAUAAUCAAGAAUGCCUGAUAGAAGUAGUCUGAAGAGUGAGAAUUGUAUUUUUAACACAUUUUCUAUUAAAACCUUUUUGUCCCAGUACACUUGGGCAUCUAUAAGCUAUUAAAAAACUUUAGUUAAACGGGGAAAGAAAAUAUCAAAAUGUGUUUUGCAUUUUCCUCCUAGCACUUUAUAUAUAUAUAUAUGUGUAUUUUCAGUGUGGUUAGUUGCUUCUGUCUCAUUGAUUUCAUCAAGCUUUAUCUCAGUGUUUACUGUUUAAAUUAUUUUGUCCUUUAUCUCUUUAGAUUCUCUGUGUAUUUUAGACUAAUUUGUAUAAUAUUACAGAUUAGAAAUAUACAUUCCAGGUAAAACAUCAGACAAGCAUCAGCAAUUUGAAAAACAAAUAGCUUCUUAUAUUUAUUUUUGAUUUUGGUUUACAUAAGUCAUUUCUUGCCAUCUCAUUUAGCUUGCUGUCUGUUUUGCAUGUACGAGUAUCCUAUAUAUGCGUGUGUGACGUUAUCUCAUCAUGAUAAUACCUCUAAACGUGUGUCAUUCUAAUGCUGAUUCUAAAAUAUUAAUGGUUGAUGCUCAGAAUCAAUGUAGUGGGUUAUUUUAUGUUAUUAUAUUUCCCGGUGUCUGGCACGCUGGAACAGGGCAAAUUGCUUUUAUUGGCAAAUCAGAAGGGAGUGUCCAACCAGUAUUAUUGACAAGUCUGAAUAAUCUGACUCACAGUACACACUAAUGCUGUAUAUGCUGGGGAUGCUGUGGUGAAAAAUCUAUAUUGAUUCUGAGAUUUCCAAAAUGAAUCCCUACUCUCUUGAAUGGAUUCUGAGCUUAGUGUUUAAAGGGUCACAAAACCUGUGAUCAAAUCUUUUUAACAGAUUUAUAGUUUUGAACAUAAAUUAAGUCAUCUGUUCAUGAUGGGUCGUGGUGCUGGUAGUGUUGUUAGAGGUAUCAGCUUCUACAAGUCUGUAUUGAAAUUUUAUUAAUCUUUUCAAAGUAGGUAUGUGUCUAAAUUUGAUAAAAAUCACUCUUAAAAUGCAAAAAUGUUGUAUUUUCUCAUACUUUACCCUUAAAAUUUUAAUCAGUGUGGGCCACUGACAAAUGACAGUUAAGCUUAAAGCUUUCCACGCACUAUUUAAGUUGCAACUGGAAGAGAAAAGUUUCUGACCAUUUAACAGCAGAUGGCGCUUUACAAAAAGCUGUACUCUGCUUGUGUCAAAUUCCUUAAUGUUACAAGUUUAAAAAGUUUCAAACGAAACACAAGAGUGUUCAUAUUAAUUAGCUGUUUACGUGUAUCUCCUUGCUUAAACACCAAUUUGCAUGACUCAGCUAAACACACAAGAACUCAUUCUUGUGAGCAUUUGAGUGUACAGUUAAAGACUAGCCCAGAGUACAAUCUUCUAUUAAAAACUAGCCUAGUAUGCUAUCUGAUCUUAAUAACUAGUUUAGAGCACCAUCUGCUGUUAAAUACUAGCCUAUAAUGCUGUCUCUAGCUGCUAUUAAAAACUAGCGCAGAGUGCAGUCUGCUGUUAGAAACUAGCCUAGAUCAUCAUCAUCUGCUGUUAAAAACUAGCACAGAGGGCAGUCUGCUGUCAAUAACUAGCCUAGAGCGCCAUCUUCUGUUAAAAAACAGCCUAGAACACUGUCUUAUUUUAAUAACUAGCCGAGCACGCCAUCUUCUGUUAAAAAAACAGCCUAGAACACUGUCUUAUUUUAAUAGCUAGCCUAGCACGCCAUCUUCUGUUAAAAACUAGCCUAAAUUGCCGUCUUCUAUUAAUAACUAGCCUAGAGCUCCAUCUUCUGUUAAAAACUAGCACAGAGCGCAGUCUGCUGUUAAUAACUAGCCUAGAUCGCCAUCUGCUGUUAAAAACUAGCACAGAGCGCAGUCUGCUGUUAAUAACUAGCCUAGAGCGCCAUCUUCUGUUAAAACAAACAAGCCUUAAUUGCAGGCUUCUGUUAAAAACUUUCUCAACCACGUUCCUGGAUGACCACCAACACUGCAUGUUUUGGAUGUCUCCUUUGUCUAUUACACCUAUUAUAGCUCUCUCUCAUGUUAAAAACCAGCACACUAUCUGCUGUUAAUAACUAGCCUACAGCACCAUCUUCUGUUAAACACAAGUCCAGAGCACCGUCUGCUGUUAAAAACAUGACUAGAGCGCUGUUUGAUGCAAAUCUCAGUCUGCUGUUUGAAAACUAGCCUAGAACACCAUCUGCUGUUAAUAACUAGCCUAGAGGGCCAUCAUCUAUUAAUAAUUAGCCUGUAGCGCCUCCUUCUGUUAAAAACCUAGCCUAGAGCACCGUCUUCUGUUUAAAAAAAAAGAUUACAGCAUUGUCUGCUGGGAAAAAACUAGCCUAGAGCGCCAUCUUCUGUUAAAAAAACAGCCUAGAACACAGUCUUAUUUUAAUAACUAGCCUAGCACGCCAUCUUCUGUUAAAAACUAGCCUAAAUUGCCGUCUUCUAUUAAUAACUAGCCUAGAGCGCUAUCUUCUGUUAAAAAACUAGCCUAGAGCGCCGUCUUCUGUUUAAAAAAACAGACUACAGUGCCAUCUGCUGUUUAAAAACUAGCCUAGAGUGCUCUCUGCUGUUUAGAACUAGUCUAGAGCAACAUCUCUUCUUAAUAACUAGCCUAGAGUGAUGUCUUAUGUUAAAAAACUAGCCUAGAGCACCAUCUGCUGUUAAAAAACUAGCCUAGAGUGCUGUCUUCUGUUUAAAAUCUUGCCUAAAGUGCCAUCUGCUUUUUAAAAACUAGCCUAGAACACAAUCUUCUGUUUAAAAACUAGCCUAGAACGACAUCUUCUGUUUAAAAACUAGCCUAGAGUGCCGUCUGCUGUUUAAAAACUAGCCCAGAACACCAUCUUCUGUUUAAAAGCUAGCCUAGAGUGCUGUCUGCUGUUUAAUAGCCUAGAACACCAUCUUCUGUUUCAAAACUAGCCUAGAACGCCAUCUUCGGUUUAAAAACUAGCCUAGUGCCGUCUGUUGUUUAAAAACUAGCUUAGAGCAUCAUCUUCUGUUUAAAAACUAGCCUAGAGUGCUGUCUUCUGUUAAAAAACUAGCCUAGAGCGCCAUCUUCUGUUUAAAAACUAGCCUAGAGCACCAUCUUCUGCUAAAAACCUAGCCUCGAGCACCGUCUGCUGUUAAAAACUAGUUUAGAGCACCAUCUUCUGUUAAAAACUAGCUUAGUGCACCAUCUUCUGUUAAAUACUAGCCUAGAGCACCAUCUUGUUAAAAACCUAGUCUAGAGCACCGUCUGCUGUUAAAAAACAAGCCUAGAACGCCAUCUUCUGUUUAAAAACUAGCCUAGAGCGCCAUCUUCUGUUUAAAAACUACCCUAGAACGACAACUUCUGUUUCAACACUAGCCUAGAGUGCCGUCUGCUGUUUAAAAAUUAGCCUAGAACACCAUCUUCUGUUUAAAAACUAGCCUAGAGUGCCAUCUUCUAUCAAUAACUUGCCUAGAACGACAUCUUCUGUUUAAAAACAAGCCUAGAGCGUCAUCUUCUGUUAAAAACUAGCCUAGAGCACCAUCUUCUGCUAAAAAUCUAGCCUCGAGCACCGUCUGCUGUUAAAAACUAGUCUAGAGCACCAUCUGUUAAAAACUAGCUUAGCGCCCCAUCCUCUGUUAAAUACUAGCCUAGAGCACCAUCUUCUGUUAAAAACCUAGUCUAGAGCACCGUGUGUUGUUAAAAACAAGCCUAGAGCGCCAUCUUCUGUUAAAGACUAGCCUAGAGCAUGUCUACUUUUUAAAAACUAGCCUAGAGCACCGUCUUCUAUUAAUAACUAGCCUAGAGUGCCAUCUUAUGUUAAAAAACUAGCCUAGAGCGCCAUCUUCUGUUAACAACAAGCCUAUAUGCCAUCUGUUGCUAAUAACUAAGAAUCAAUUCACAAGAAAAUAGUGAUGAAUUUUGAAAAUAUCAGAAUCGAUGCUGAAUCGAUUUCUCUGACGAUUUUUCACCACAGCUGUACUUACAAUUGUUAGGAUCUAAAACUAUAAGCCAAUAAAUAGCCAUCAUCAACUGAAUGCAAAGUCGAAUCUUUGAUCUACUUUUCAAAUAAAAUGGCCAGUUUUGUGGCUCAGUCGGUUCAAUGUCUGUAGAUUUUUGGCUAUGAAGUGAGCUUUGAAUGUAGAGAAACAUUAUUUGAGGUAAUGUUUGUGUUUUAGUGACAGACAUGAUGUACAGCUGCCAAACUAGCUAAUAUGCUAAUGUGAAGUUAGCUGGCAGAUUGUUAGCAUAUGGUGGGAGCGGUUCUCUGUAAUGUCACAGAAAUGAUUCGUUUGAGCCUGCUCUGUUUGGUCUUCAAAGUCAAAUAUUAGACCAUCUUCUUUGCUCAGAAACUUGGGUGAUUUUUAAUGCCUACUUUUUAGUAGAGACCAUUUUAUGCUCGAUGUUUUUUGUUGGAGACAUUUUGUUUGAAGGGUGCUCUCGUAUAUCUCUGCAUGGGGAAGAACUGUGAAAAGGAACUGGAAACUGACUUUUUUGUGUGAUUUGUCUUCAUCUCUGUAUGAUACUAAUUGUAUUAUUUCUCCUAUAAUACUCAAUAUUUAUGUGAAUAUUUACUUUUACACUAUACAUCUUUUUAGAAGAUAUUUAUUUUUGUGUCUCGAGAUAUUUUCACAUUAUAGAGUCAAUGCCUAUGAUAGAUUUGGAUUAAAAUGCAUAAUUCUAA